GCGAUGACCUCAGCCUCGGCAUUACCCGAGCUCCGCCUUCCCCAAUUGGCCAACUGCAACAUUUCCCGACUUCGCAUAAUCCUCCAACUAUGUUACCAACACCCUCGACGUCCCACGUCUGCUUCGACCGCGUAUACGAGCCGGCGGAAGACUCGUACCUACUUCUAGACACACUCUCGUCGCCCUCAGAAACUUCCUUUCUACAGGACCGAUUCAAACAUGCGAAUUCUUCCCCACCGUUGGUGCUCGAAGUGGGCGUCGGCUCGGGCGUCGUCCUAGCUUUCGUUGCUGCGAAUACGCAAAGCAUAUUUGGUCGACAAGAUACUCUGACACUAGGGACUGAUAUCAACAGCUUCGCAUGCCGAGCAGCUUCGCAAACAGUUCGAGAUGCGAUCAAGGAAAGGGAGAACGGACGCUCUGUCUUUUUGGACGUCGUGAAUGGCGAUUUGGGUUCUGCCAUUCGGCCGCACUCUAUCGAUGUGUUCAUUUUCAACCCGCCUUAUGUACCCGCCGAGCUCCCCGACCUAUCCCGCCAUGAAUACUACAACACGAUUGCGGAAGGCAAAAAGGCUACUUCAUUCCAACAGGACUCUUAUUUAUUGCAGCUGUCAUACGCGGGAGGUGAAGAUGGCAUGGUGGUGACGAACAGAAUGCUGGAACAGGUACCGGAAAUCCUGAGCGAUGAAAGAGGAGUUGCAUACGUGCUAUUGUGCGCACAGAACAAACCAGAGGUGGUGAAGGCUCGUAUUAGAGAUUGGGGCUCUGGUUGGAACGCGGAGACAGUGGGAUCGAGUGGGAACAAAGCAGGCUGGGAGAAGCUGGUGAUUGUGAGGAUAUGGAAGAGCGCAGACUGAGGCGCUGGCAUCCUACUUGGCAGUCGUUAUAUUGGGGGCUACAAGAAGAUGAUUGUCCGGUUCACGCGAUGGCACUGAACUUUACGUCCAGGUCCACCAGAGCUGUCUUUCCUCCCAUACGCUUCAACAACCCGCGGGCCACGAGACUCAUGCUGUUAACCAACCGAUCUGCCGUUGGCCUCGUGUUCGGAGAAUGACUUAAACACCGUGUCAUCCACGCAUUCAGCUCAUCACUGUAUUGGUGAUUAUCGGGACCGAUGCCUCGUAGCCUCUGCUGCUCCCUG
This is a messenger RNA of Cucurbitaria berberidis CBS 394.84, 1138 nucleotides long. RefSeq lists its product as uncharacterized. Lineage: Eukaryota; Fungi; Ascomycota; Dothideomycetes; Pleosporales; Cucurbitariaceae. Gene Ontology annotation, molecular function: S-adenosylmethionine-dependent methyltransferase activity; protein methyltransferase activity. Gene Ontology annotation, cellular component: eRF1 methyltransferase complex. The coding region runs from base 90 to 854 and encodes 254 amino acids. The record is from RefSeq and is a predicted model, not a curated record. The transcript has a single exon.